GUGUUUCUCUAUUUCUUCUCCCUUUUACUGUUUUUUUUUUUUUACCAAAGACCCCAACCGUUAACAACAAUGAUCGCGCGACGGAUCUGGCGGAGCCACCGGUUUCUCCGCCCAUUCAGCUCGUCAUCUGUUUGCUCUCCGCCGUUCCGGGUACCGGAGUAUCUUUCUCAGUCGUCUUCCUCUCCGGCGUCGCGCCCAUUCUUUGUUCACCCUCCCACUUUGAUGAAAUGGUGUGGAGGAAGUAGAAGCUGGUUUUCUAACGAAGCCAUGGCCAUUGAUUCAAAUUCAGGGUUAAUUGAUGUGCCACUAGCACAAACUGGGGAAGGUAUUGCUGAAUGUGAGCUUCUCAAGUGGUUUGUCAAUGAGGGAGAUCCGGUAGAAGAGUUUCAGCCACUCUGUGAAGUUCAGAGCGAUAAAGCAACAAUAGAGAUCACAAGUCGUUUUAAGGGCAAAGUGGCUCUGAUUUCACAUUCUCCAGGUGACAUUAUUAAGGUUGGAGAGACUCUGGUUAGGCUGGCGGUUGAAGACUCGCAGGAUUCGCUUCUUCUAACCUCUGAUAGUUCAGAAAUUAUAAAUCUGGGCGGUUCAAAGCAGAGAACAGACAAUCUUGUUGGAGCUCUCUCAACGCCUGCGGUUCGUAACCUUGCAAAAGACCUUGGCAUAGAUAUCAAUGUUAUAACUGGAACUGGUAAAGAUGGAAGAGUUUUGAAAGAAGAUGUUCUCCGGUUUAGUGACCAGAAAGGAUUUGUAACAGAUUCAGUUUCUUCUGAGCAUGCUGUUAUAGGAGGAGACUCGGUUUCCACUAAAGCUAGUGACUUUGAAGAUAAAAAAGUUCCUCUAAGGGGAUUCAGCCGAGCAAUGGUCAAGACAAUGACUAUGGCUACAAGUGUACCACAUUUUCAUUUCGUUGAAGAGAUAAACUGCGACGCACUUGUGGAGCUCAAGCAAUUCUUUAAACAGAACAAUACAGAUUCCACCAUCAAACACACUUUCCUUCCUACUUUAAUCAAGUCACUGUCAAUGGCUCUAACCAAAUACCCCUUUGUGAAUAGUUGCUUCAACGCAGAAUCUCUCGAGAUCAUUCUCAAAGGUUCACAUAACAUUGGAGUUGCAAUGGCCACUGAACAUGGCCUUGUCGUUCCUAAUAUAAAGAAUGUUCAGUCAUUAUCUCUACUAGAGAUAACCAAAGAGCUGUCGCGGUUACAACAUUUGGCAACAAACAACAAACUUAACCCCGAGGAUGUAACGGGUGGAACCAUAACUCUGAGUAACAUUGGAGCAAUCGGUGGGAAAUUCGGAUCCCCUCUUUUAAACUUACCCGAAGUUGCAAUCAUCGCUCUUGGAAGAAUCGAGAAAGUUCCAAAAUUCUCAAAAGAAGGAACUGUUUAUCCUGCAUCAAUAAUGAUGGUUAACAUUGCUGCGGAUCAUAGAGUUCUAGACGGAGCAACAGUAGCUCGGUUUUGCUGCCAGUGGAAAGAGUAUAUCGAGAAACCGGAGUUGCUGAUGCUUCAAAUGAGAUAAGAAGGAAAGGUUCAUGUCUCUUGGUGAAUCAUUAUGUAUGAAACCUUCAUGUUCGAAUAAGAUCAAGAACUGAGCUAGCAGUUGUAAACUAAACAAGAAAAUAAAAGUCAUAUCUAAAA
This is a messenger RNA of Arabidopsis arenosa, 1640 nucleotides long. NCBI's taxonomy places the organism in Eukaryota, Viridiplantae, Streptophyta, Magnoliopsida, Brassicales, Brassicaceae. The record is from the annotation of a GenBank genome assembly.